AGGGCAACGAGAGCAAAUUGGAAAGUGCACACCUUCUUCUGAUCUCGACAAGGCAAGGUGACUAAUGAACUCCUGUCAAAAGUUAGCCAUCAACGCCGGUCAGUCGACAAUGUAAAUGUCAUCGCUGGUACAAGACAACGGUCCUAUUUCUGUAUGUUUUUAUCAUAACAGAAACAUGCUUCCAUUUGGGCAUAAUCAUUACUUUAGUGAGCUCUAAGGAUUUUAUAAAAGAGAUAAACAGAUAUAAACGGUACAGCAGCAGAAGACGCAAUUGGCGCGGGAAAAUGUUUUAACGGGAUGAAAAUGACGUCGAGUCGGAAAUGAAAGAGAUGUCAAUUUUACCUGCACCACUUUAAGUUUUUUUAAAGGGAUGUUUUCUGAUGAUGGUUGAUUUUCAAUGAAAAAUCAUGAAAAUCAUAUACCUUAAGAGGCGACUCUCUAGAAGGCUAUUCCUGUACGGGAUUUUAGUGCUGGCGGUGGUGCCAUUUCUGUUUGUCAUCGUUGGUCAGCUGACAGUGGACUCUGGCAACGAGAGAGGAAAGGAGAAAAGAAUACUUAGCAGGCAUAUCUUUAUGCUCAAUGACCCUGUGCAGAGGAGAUUUGAGGAGAGAAACAAACAUUUAAGAGAAGAAUGCUCAAGAUUGAAAAAUUAUUACGUUGCUCAAAAUUCAGAGGCAGCCGUCAAGGAACAUCUAGUCGUUAAUCGAAAAAAUAAAAUUGUAUAUUGUGCAAUCGAAAAGAUAGGGUGUACAUUUUGGAAGCGAAUUUUUCAGAUAUUGAGUGGUUGGAGAAAUGUGAGUAAUCCAUUUAGCAUUAAAGGAAUCCAAGCUUAUGAGGGAUUCUCCACCGCCAAACGACUUCCGUUUGACAAAAUUUAUCAGUUACUGCGCAUGUCAACAAAAUUCAUGUUUGUAAGAGAACCUUUUGAAAGAUUACUCUCGGGGUACGUGGAUAAAAUUUAUUCCCCAAACACAGCAUAUUGGAAUUUCAUUGGAAAACAUAUAGUAAAAAAUUUCCGUGAAAAUCCUUCUAAUGUAAGUCUUGAAUGUGGACAUGACGUUACAUUUCCAGAGUUUGUGGAAUAUUUCAUUUACUCCCAGAACUCUAAUGAGCGCCGAGAUGCACAUUUUGUCCCAAGUUUUGAGCACUGCAGACCUUGUGAAAUAGAUUAUGACUACAUUGGAAAACUUGAAACAUUCCAAGAAGAUACAUUUCAUAUUUUGAAAAAACUUGAUUUAGAAGACAUGAUUAAAUUUAGCGAUUUUCAAAAUGAAACUGAAACCGAUGCACUUAUAGACACAGUGGAUUAUGUUUAUUCAAUGAAACGCUCCAUACUCAAUUGUAUGACAUUUACCAAAGGGCUCUACCGAGCAUGGAGAAAACUUCAAAUACGUGGAAUUUUAAGUAAGAAUGUCAAGUUUCCAUUCCCAGUUGACAGAGAUGUGAAUGUCACCCCAGAACAGUUCAGGGAAGCUUUAUUUAAAGCGCAUGCGCAAUCAGGGGAUAAAAAAUCUCGCAAGAAGAACCGCGAGGAAGCCAUGUUGGAGGCGUACAGCAGAAUUAGCCCCGUGUUAAUGGAGAGACUGAGAGAUGCUCUGCUUAUAGAUACGUCUCUUUUUGGAUACGAAAAAAUACCGAAAAAAUUACUAGACCUUAAAUACACCGUCCCGGAUGGUGGUGGUUUCCGGUACUUUGACAACAUUUGACAGUACGGUCUUCCAAAAAUAUCAUUAAUAUUAGA
Molecule: messenger RNA, 1741 nt
Organism: Saccostrea cuccullata (small rock oyster)
Lineage: Eukaryota; Metazoa; Mollusca; Bivalvia; Ostreida; Ostreidae
Product: carbohydrate sulfotransferase 14-like
Exons: 3
Coding region: 408-1706 (432 amino acids)
Biological process (GO): carbohydrate biosynthetic process
Cellular component (GO): membrane
Molecular function (GO): sulfotransferase activity
Source: RefSeq, a predicted model, not a curated record